UGGCCUCGAGCCUCUGCUGCAUCGCUGAAUGGCAUGAGGAUGAGGAGGAGAGAAACAGCGACGGCGAGACGGGAGCCUGUUUUCUCAUCUGAUUUUUAAAGCCAUACAUUCUGGAGAGAGGAUCUGAUUUGUGUUGUGUUCGACCGAAGACAGAGGAAUAGCGGAUGACGGAUGAAAGGUCUGGCCGUGACCCCAAGUCUUCCUCGUCUCUCCUCCUUCUUGCAGAAGUCAUGGAUUAAAGAAGAGGGCUGUGUGUGUGUGUGUGUGUGUGUGUGUAUGUGUGUGUGUGUGCGCGUGUGUGAGAGAGAGUGUGUUUGCGAGCCCUUGGAUAUUACCAUGGUGGUGAGAUGGCUGCUGAAGAACUCCCAGUGAGAAUACAGAAAAUGAGAGCGUGACGCUCUGGCUACCACAAAGGCCACUGCUGCAGGCUGGGCAGCGCAGCCACAUGAUCACAUGACUCUGGACAUGGACGCGGUCCUGUCAGACUUUGUUCGGUCCACGGGGGCGGAACCGGGUCUGGCACGAGACCUGCUGGAGGGUAAAAACUGGGACCUUAGCGCUGCUCUGAGUGACUAUGAGCAGUUGCGACAGGUCCAUACUGCCAAUCUGCCCCAGGUGUUUAACGAGGGCCGUUACUACAAGCAGCCAGAGCGCAGCGGCACCCCCCAGCACAUCAACAAGCUGGAGCCAUGCCUGCAGAGACAAGAGGAGAACACUCAGGAGAAACGUCUCUCUCGAGGUAUCUCCCAUGCCAGCUCUGCCAUCAUGUCUCUGGCACGAAUGCACGUGACAGGCGAGUGUGCCAGGGAGCAGUUCCCUCUGGAGAUGCCCAUCUACACCUUCCAGCUGCCUGACCUGAGCGUGUACAGUGAGGACUUCCGCAGCUUUAUCGAGCGUGACCUUAUCGAGCAGUCCACCAUGGUGGCCCUGGAGCAGGCUGGGCGUCUAAACUGGUGGUCCACCAUGUGUACCAGCUGUAAAAAGCUCCUGCCAUUAGCAACAACUGGUGACGGCAACUGCCUGCUGCAUGCUGCUUCCUUAGGAAUGUGGGGCUUCCAUGACAGAGACCUGGUGCUGAGGAAGAGUCUGUAUGCCAUGAUGAAGAGUGGAGCUGAGAGAGAGGCCUUGAAGAGGAGGUGGAGAUGGCAACAGACGCAACAAAACAAAGAGUCUGGGUUGGUGUACACAGAGGAAGAGUGGGAGAGAGAGUGGAACGAGUUACUGAAGUUGGCCUCCAGCGAGCCCCGCACACACUUAAGCAAGAAUGGCAACACUAGUGGAGGUGUGGAUAACUCAGAAGAUCCGGUGUAUGAGAGUCUGGAGGAGUUCCAUGUGUUUGUGUUGGCACAUGUGCUGAGGCGGCCCAUUGUGGUUGUUGCAGACACCAUGCUCCGAGACUCCGGUGGAGAAGCAUUUGCACCUAUACCGUUUGGCGGACUCUACCUGCCCCUGGAGGUUCCCCCUAACCGCUGUCACUGCUCCCCGCUGGUGCUGGCCUAUGACCAAGCCCACUUCUCUGCUCUGGUCUCCAUGGAGCAGAGAGACCAGCAGAGAGAGCAAGCCGUCAUUCCUCUGACAGACUCCGAGCACAAGCUACUAGCGCUGCACUUUGCGGUGGAUCCGGGUAGAGACUGGGAAUGGGGGAGGGACGACAACGACAACGCCAAGCUGGCCAAUCUUAUCCUCUCAUUGGAAGCUAAGCUAAACCUUCUGCACAGUUAUAUGAAUGUAACAUGGAUUCGAAUACCAUCAGAGACAAGGGCUCCUCUUGCUCAGCCUGAAUCACCCACCGCUUCAGCAGGGGAAGAUGUGCAGUCUCUAGCCGAAUCCAUGGACUCAGACCGUGAAUCUGUCUGCAGUAACUCCAAUGUCAACAAUGGCAAGUCAAGCAAAGAGAAAGACAAGGACAAGCAGCACAAAGACAAAGACAAAGCUCGUGCUGACUCUGUGGCUAACAAGCUAGGCAGCUUCAGUAAGACUCUGGGCAUAAAGCUGAAGAAGAACAUGGGCGGCCUGGGCGGACUGGUGCAUGGCAAAAUCAGCAAGUCUGGCUCAACAAACGGGCGCACUGUGGAGAAUGGUGAGCAGAAGCCCAAGAAGAAGGACUCCAAAACACGCAAAGGAAGCAAGGAGGAGUCAGGCCAGUCUGCCAGUACGUCGUCGUCAGAGAAAGCAACGAGUCCCUCUCCUACGGACAGAGCUCCAGGCAACUCACCUGGGGAGAAACAGCCAGGUUCGGGCAAAAACCCAGGCGACCGAACACUGGACAACUGGAAGUACAGCACAGAUGUCAAGCUGAGCCUAAACAUCUUGCGGGCAGCCAUGCAGGGCGAGCGCAAGUUCAUCUUUGCCGGCCUCCUGCUGACCAGCCAUCGGCACCAAUUUCAUGAGGAGAUGAUCAGCUACUACCUGAGCAGCGCACAAGAGCGCUUCAGUGCUGAGCAGGAGCAGAAAAGAAAGGCUGAGGCAGAAAAGAAGCCCCAAACCAAUGGAGUGGCCUUGAAGAAGCCCGAACAAGAGAGUGUCUUCCAGAGAGAAUGCUCAGACAGUUCUCCGCCUGAGAGUUGCUCGCCGGUCUUGCAUCCCAGCCAUAUCCCUCAAUUGAAGACCCAGGGCAGAAACAGUCCAACCCUCGCUGCCUCUCCUAUCCCCAUCCCGAGCCCUGCCCCAGCUUCAGUCCCAACAGCAUCCUCCAUGUCGCCAGUCCCCUUCUCCUCCCCCAGUAAUGGUGCUAAAAGAUCCGGGCCCGUCCCGGUGUCGGCCCACUAUAGCCAUACCCCACCCAUCCAGAGGCACAGCGUCAUCCAUCUGCGAGACAUGAACACACAGUCGUCCAGCUACCAGGAUGAGCCCUACAAGCCUGCGAUAGGGAUGCUGAAGACCUGUGCCACGUAUCCCCAGCAGAACCGCUCGUUGUCCUCCCAAAGCUAUAGCCCGGCCCGCAUGUCUGGGGUCCGUACCGUCAACGCUGGAGAUUCCCUGCCAUACAACAUGCCCGGCGAACACAAGUCCCACACUUAUACCAAUGGCUUUGACGCUGGUGACAUCCAGGACUGCCUGGAGUUUGCUGACGAAGAACCGGCACCGCAUGCCUGGCUGGGGCACGACAAGGCAAAGGGCAGGAGCGGGACCUGUCCCAUGUACUGCUUCCAGCAGAAACGCUGCAAACGGGAGAACUGCUCCUUCUAUGGGCGUCCUGAGACUGAGAACUACUGCUCCUACUGCUACAGAGAGGAGCUGAAACGCAGGGAACGGGAGGGCAAAGUGCACCGACCUGGAUAGCCCCUGCCUGCAAACGUUCAUAUACACAUACAUACACAUUCACCAUCAGUGUGUUCAAAGCAGGCCCCUGUGAAGAACAACAGCAACACCAUCACCCUCUGCACUCUGCGAGUAAUUCGAAAAUACUGGCAUAACAGUUUCCUACUCUAUUUAAAGAAUGGUCUCCUUGCAUUCUUGUUACCUUUCUCUCAAAAGCAAAAGGACUCUGGGACUCUUACUUUACGAGAAAAGGAAGUACAACCGGAAUCAGUUUACAGCUUUGGCCAGAGAUUGUGCUGUCGUUUCUUUGUCAGUUUGCAUUUUGUCUGGUUGAAUUUGAAUCUUUUACUUGUUCUAGAGUAAAAGCUCAUGUCUGCGCAUUUUGCUCAGUCUGUAAUAUAUAAUUCCUUGUACUAGCUGAAAGAGAUGUAAAAGCAUAUGUUAAAUUCCUCUCAGCUAACCCAAAGCUGAAGGGAAAAUCCGUUCAGAGGUCAUUUGAAUGCAAUACUUCACAGCAUAGCUCUUUGAAAUCUCAAUAUCAAAUAAUGUCUUUCUGCUGUGCAUUGCAAAUAAUUAAAUAUGGGAGGGACAUGCACUGCUAAGCAUGGGAAUUUUUUUAAAAGCAAUAAGUUUGGUAAUGACCGCAACCCCUUCCUCUUUUUUAUCUAUGCAUCCAUUAUGUCAGCUGUAGUAUAUUGUCCUUUGUGCGGAUCUGAGUGUGAUUUGAUCUGCCCUGAUGUACGAAGAUUGUGGUGAAACACUUCGUUUGUUGCAAAUCAAAGUGUGCUGAAUGGUAUUGUGGAAUUAAUACUGUAAUACUUUUGAUUGCGCAGCACAUGCUAAUAAGGCCUUUGUGUACGCGGGUUUGCAUUCCAUUACGUCUGUCUUCUAUAGGCUGUAUCUGAUGCAGUACAGUGCCAUUUAUUGCUAGCUGCAUUUUGCAAUAUAUCACAUUCCCGCUAGCAAGCGGUGAGCUUGUAUAACAUAAAACUACU
Molecule: messenger RNA, 4256 nt
Organism: Colossoma macropomum (tambaqui)
Lineage: Eukaryota; Metazoa; Chordata; Actinopteri; Characiformes; Serrasalmidae
Gene: otud7a
Product: OTU deubiquitinase 7A
Exons: 13
Coding region: 454-3282 (942 amino acids)
Biological process (GO): protein K48-linked deubiquitination; protein deubiquitination involved in ubiquitin-dependent protein catabolic process; protein K63-linked deubiquitination
Cellular component (GO): nucleus; cytoplasm
Molecular function (GO): cysteine-type deubiquitinase activity; DNA binding; K63-linked polyubiquitin modification-dependent protein binding
Source: RefSeq, a predicted model, not a curated record